This is a messenger RNA of Cyphellophora europaea CBS 101466, 2949 nucleotides long. RefSeq lists its product as uncharacterized. The record is from RefSeq and is a predicted model, not a curated record. Bases 1 to 2949 code for a protein of 982 amino acids. The transcript has a single exon. Lineage: Eukaryota; Fungi; Ascomycota; Eurotiomycetes; Chaetothyriales; Cyphellophoraceae.
AUGGCUUCCGAACGCAGACUCCGUCGACUCUCUCAAGCCCAGCAACCAGGGACCAACAUGGCGCCAAAGCGAUCAGUCAGUAUACGCAGAGCUUACAACUACGUCUUCCGGCGAGAACGCUCGCCUGGAGACCCAAAUCCUGCCUCCGAAAAGGAUUCCGCCGUAUCGAAGGAGCCAGCAGAAUCAAGGAAGUCCACCUCACAGAAUCCGCCACAGACCCGGAUCGAGUAUCUCGAAAGACAACUCCAACAAUGUCGUGCAGACCUGGUCGAGGCCCGCGACCUGGCCGCAACCCAAGACAGCGACAUCGCCGACCUUCAGCAGAAGAUGCACGACCUAGAUGAAGAAUAUCAGCUGAAGCAGGAGGCUCUUCAUCAAGAAAAAGCCAGGAUCGAGGAAAAUAUGGUUUCGGUUGUGAUGGAACAAAUUAAGACAGCACGGAGCGAUGAGCGUGCCAGAGUCGAAGCUGAGAACAAGGCUUCAAGAGAUGCCCUCGAGCAAAAGUACAACGAUGCCCGUAACGAGGAGCGUGCUGCCAUUGAAGCAGAGAACAGGACUGCGAACAAGGCCUUCGAGGAGAAGUACAAAGCCCAGGUGGACAAGCACAAGUCGAGAGUCGCUAUAAUGCAGCAAGAGAUCGACAACGCCAGAGCUGCAAAGUCGGACACCGAAAACGAAGUGACGUCGUUACGUGCUGAGAUCGCCUCACUGAAAACAGAUCUGGAGGCCGCUAAGGCGGCAGUCGCUGAGAGCACCCAGACCUUACAAAAUCUCCAGCAAGCUUCCUCGUCGGCGCUGGAGGAGGCACAGAAGACGACUGAAGCCCUGAAGGCUGAUCAUAUGACUCAGAUUCAAACCCUGACGGAGAACCUCUCAACCGCGGAGUCAUCCGUCCAGGAACACACCCAGCUGUAUGAAGACCUUCAACGAAGCUCUGCUGCGUCCACCGAAACCGCUAGUAAAUCGCUAGCCGAGCUUAGGGAGCAGCUUGACACUCAAGCCGUUUCCCACACCAAUGAUCUGGCGAAGCUCAAGAGCGAUCUCGAGGCAGCAGUCGCCAGUAAAGGAGAGCUCGACUCAGCUAGGGCUGUCGUCGACACAGAGUUGGCUGAAGCUAAAGCUCAAAUCCUGGAGCUUACUGGGCGGCUUGAAGACUUGGAAGCCACCCGAGCUUCACUAGAAGAAUCCAAAGCCAGAAUUGCUCAAUUAGAGACGGACAUCGAGGAAUUGUCCGUUGCAAAGACUGCCCUCGAAGCGGGAGAGGCACAGCAUGCCAAAGAUGCCCAAGAACUGGCUGCAUUACAGGACAAGUCUCAAUCGUCCGAGUCCAAGAUUGCAGAACUCACAGUCCAAGUCCAGGGUCUAAAGGCUGUUGAGGAGCAGUUGCAGAAAGCGGACGCCCAAAUUGGCGACCUGAAGACUGAGCUUGAAACCGCCCAGUCUGGAAAUACGGAGCUGGAGACCAUGAAAGCAGGCCAUGUGAGUCUAUCGGCCGAACUUGAAGCUCUCCAGCAAAAGUUGAAGACAGCCGAGGAAUCGCUUAAUGCCGCAACCGAAGCCCAAAAUGCUGCUGAAUCGCAGACUGCCGCUGCUAACCAAGCUCAAGCUGCCGCCGAGGCGCAGGCCUCAUUGGCCAAAGGCGAGCAUGAGUCAUUGAGGGCCGAGCUGGAAAAGCAAGUCGCCGAUGCGAGAUCAGCACAGGCCGCGUCUGAUGAAGCUCUUCUCCAAGCCAAAGCGGAGAUCGCGGCUGUCUCAAACAGUGAUCUGACGGCUGAGCUCGAGGAGAAACUUAGAUUGGCAGGCGAGGCUCAGCGAAGCGCCGAGACAGCGUUGACUAAGUCCCAGGCUACGGCCGACGCGGCCGCCACUGAGGCAGCUGCCCGUUUCAAAGCUUUGGAGGAGGAGCUGGAGACGACGAAGAGCUCCGGUUCCGCGGCCGCUGAGCAGCUCAAGGCCAAAGAAAGUGACAUCAAGGUCGCCGUGGCCACCGCUGAUGAGACCGAAGCUCAGCUCCAGGAGGCUCUAGCUGAGCUCGAAUCGGUAAAAUCCAAGGCUGCCGCCAGUUCUCAAGCCACGGAUGACAAGGCUGCAGAGACCGAAGCGAAGCUCCAAGAGACACUCGCGGAGCUGGCCGUCGUCAAGGAACAGGCCCAAACUAACUCCGACGGUGCGUUGCUCAAGGCUGAGCAGACCGAGGGGAAGCUGCAGGAGGCUCUAGUUGAGCUCGAGGAAUUGAAGGUCAAGGAUGCAGCCAAUUCUCAAGCUAUGGCUGACAAAGCUGAAAAUACCGAAGUGAAGCUCCAGGAGACGCUCGCUGAGUUGGCGGCUGUGAAAGAAGCAGCCGAAACUAAGGCUGAACAGACUGAUAUGAAGUUGCAGGAGGCUCUUGCUGAGAUCCAGUCAUUAAAGGAAAAGGAGCAAGCCAAUGGCGAAGCCGCCGCGGCCAAAUUCACCGAGAACGAGACGAAACUUCAGGAGAAGCUCGCCGAGAUCGAGGCCGCGAAGGACAAGGCCACCGCCGAAUGCGAAGCCGCUGUGGCCCGAACCGGAGAGGCCGAUGAGAAGCUUCAGCAGACCCUUGCUGAACUCGAGGCUGUGAAGGCAAAGGCCAAAGCCGACUCUGAAAUAGUCCCUUCUAACGUGGAAGCCGACGACACGGCCGCUGCCAACACCGAAGAGCUCAAGGCUUUGCAAGCGCAAAUGACAGCCAAGGACUCCGAGAUUGAGGAGCUCAAGGCCUGGAAGAUCAAGAUGGAAGUCGAGCUAGAAAAUCUCAUGAAGUCACCCGCCUCAGAGAAGACCUUUGUAUCCCAAAGCAAAGCCGACGACACGCCACCUGUCACUCCCGCGGCCGAGGCCGACCCGGAUGACAUCUGGGAUAAUGCACCUAAGAAGGGCAAGAAGGGGAAGAAGAACCGCAACAAAAGCGUUUCUGCCGCGCCCGAAUAG